Molecule: messenger RNA, 611 nt
Organism: Funneliformis geosporum
Lineage: Eukaryota; Fungi; Glomeromycota; Glomeromycetes; Glomerales; Glomeraceae
Source: the annotation of a GenBank genome assembly
UAGACGCAGAUAGUAAUAUUUCCAAGUUAUUCAUAAGCAAAUUAAUGCAAGAUCUGGAAUCGAUCGAUAAUAAAUGUGGUUCACAUAUAUUGAAUCAAGCAAAAGAAAUAUUUUCUGAUAUAUCGGUCAGCAUAAAUAUUCUUAUUGAUAAGCUAAUUGACCUUUUAAUUAAAACUCACGAUGAAGGAAAUAAUUUUGACGAAACAAAAAUUUUUAUUAGUCAAUGUAUACAUUUUUCAAAUCAAUCUUUAAAUGAUAUAUUUGAAUGGCUUGAAAAUAAUCAAACAAAAUCAAAAUACCUAUUUUUCCUAGGAUAUAUUCAACUUAAUUUCAAUAGGGAUGAAGCUGAAGCAUUUAGUUUAUUCUUAAAAGCGGCAGAAGAUAAUUAUCCCAUUGCACAAGUAUAUUUAAGUAUAUGUUAUAAGGAAGGUUUUGGAAUUACUAAAGAUAAUCAAUUAGCGUUUACUUGGUUAAAAAAAUCUGUAGAUAAUAUAGAUAAUAUCAUUUAUGGACAAUUAAACCUUGGAAUUUAUUAUGAGAAUAUUGAUAAAAACUUGAAAGAAGCAUUUAAUUGGUAUCAACAAUCAGCCGAUAAUGGAAAUUCAAUGUGA